ACCGUACMGAAGCACAGCACAGCACAGCACAGCCAUCCAGCCAGCCAUCCGUCCCUCGAACGAAUAGCAGAAGCACAGUACGGUACCGUAGUUGCGACUCGCACCACACAGUGCCGUGCACCGCAGAACGGUUCCCCGGUUCCCGAGCAAAACGCGGGCCGGACCCCAAGACACACGGCACGGCACCGCAAAGCACCGCAAAGCACCGCAAACCAAGAACCGAGCCGAGCCGAGCGGAGCACCCCACGGCAGAGGAGCCCGCGGCACAAAGGACACCGCCGAGCAGCAUGGCGAACAGCUCCAGCGUUUCGAUAGAGAAGGUCUGCUACGGCUCCGAGCACCGAUCGGCGGCGGCGGUGUCGUCGAGCCGGCGGCGGAAGAGCGGCAACGGAAGCCUCCAAAACGAAAACAACACCAGCAACAACACCAGCAGCAGCAACACCAGCAGCAACGAAAACGACUUACACCACCCCGUCUUUAUGGAGGACAACGACGCCGCGAUGCAAUGGGGAUCCGACGGCGGGAAUGGCAGCGACAAGAAGGACAACAACGAGGACAACAACGAAGACGACAACGACAGCAUUCCCACCACCAUGGGCGUCCGGGCGUCCUCCAUGGACUGCGAGGGCCUUGCGGAAGAAGGGUGCGGACCCGGGGUUUGGCACGCGCGGCCUCCCUUAGACCACCCUUCGAACGCGCGAAAGCCCCACCGCCGGGACCGCCGCCGGUCCGAGAUCCACCUCCGAGCGGACCAGCAGGCCUGGGUGCAGCUGCGCCUGCGGACGGAGCUGAAGAGGGAGGCGGUGGCGGUGGCGAUGGAAACGGGGCAGCACCAGCACGAUGGCUACGGCAAUGGCACUAUUAAUGGCACUAUUAAUGGCAAUAUUAAUAGCAAUGGCAAUAUUAAUGGCAACCACGACACUCACCACCACACCCAGAACAACAACUACUACAACCACCACCACAACUACUACAACUACAACCAUGACCCAAACGACGACGACGACGACGUCUCGAUCCUCACGGAGUACAGCAUGGAAGAAGCCACCGGGGCCGCCUGCGAGGGACACCCCCGGAAGACCAGCGACAGCCCCUCACAGACCACGGUCCACACCCACACCUCCUGGACCUGCGUGACGGACGGGACGAUGCCCUUUGGCGCCGAGGGGGACCGCAAGAGGCGGCCGGCGGGGGGCGGACAGAGGCAAAGGGACCGCAAGCGCCGGCGGUAGGACGCAGGACCCGGGGCCCACGGGCAGCAAAGAGACGAACCAUCCCACGACACACGACACGACACGACACAGAGACCCUUGCUGGUUGCCAGCCAGCCAGCCAGCCAGCCAGCGAGCGAGCUCCCGGCAAGCACAAGCAUGCUUGCGUCCCACAAGGCCUCGAGAUGCCCCAACUGCGACCAACCCGUGGUGGACCGUGCUGCCCGCGAGAACAGACAGCGCGCGCUACGAACCAAGGGCAUCCCCGAACGGGUCGCGACCGCCAAAGAUCGCGCCAAGGGGCACGAACGAAAACAAGGGACAAACGGGAGACGAGGCGAGGCAAAACGAKGCGAAACGCGACGCGACGCGACAAUGCGAGCACACGCGGCCGUCUCGGGACGCCCGUCGACGCAUCAAGCACGCCUUGGAAUACAGUAAAAUAGAUACACGCCA
Pseudo-nitzschia multistriata is the source of this 1667-nucleotide messenger RNA. The record is from the annotation of a GenBank genome assembly. Lineage: Eukaryota; Bacillariophyta; Bacillariophyceae; Bacillariales; Bacillariaceae.